This is a messenger RNA of Chrysemys picta bellii (western painted turtle), 1636 nucleotides long. NCBI's taxonomy places the organism in Eukaryota, Metazoa, Chordata, Testudines, Emydidae. The record is from RefSeq and is a predicted model, not a curated record.
AUGGCUGGGGCCUCGUUGCUCUGCUUCCCGUCGCCGUUACGGGAACUCGCUGUCUUUCAGAUCCUUCCAGAGGUAACGCCAGAGAUUGUUCCAGGCACAGAGGAGAACAGGACCGUCUACAGAGCUCGCAUCCCCAGUGCUGGCUCCUUCCGCUGCUCCGAAACGGGGCUUGGCUUUGAGGUGAGCGCAGCAGUGACCGUCGAGUACAAAUACGGCUCCUGGGCGGAGAGUCUGAGCCCGUCUGCCCGGCAGGAGUGGAUGGUCGCCGGCCCCCUGUUCCACAUCAGGGCCGAGCCCAACACGGUGCGAGCCGUGCACCUCCCCCACUUCGUGUGCCUUGCAGAUGGAGGGGAUUUAAGUUCAUGCCAAAUCGCCCAUUUUGAAGCUGGCCACAUGACCCUGGAAACUCCAACGAGAAUCCAUCUCUUCCAUGUUGUCCUGGAGAAUCCCAGCUUCUCCCAGCUCGGCGUGCUUUGGAGAAAGAUACGUUCGACCGUAACGUUUAUUCCCAUCCAUUCCCUUGUGCUGAUCUACCGGGCACUCAGGGCUGCAGACAUAACUCUCCACCUCUACCUGAUCCCCAACGACCACUCACUCAGGAAGGCCAUUGAAGAAGAAGAAACCAAGUGGGAGUCAAAGCUCGUUCCCAAACCUCCUCAGACCAGUGCGCUGUACUUUGGAUCUCAGUAUGAGGUGUCUGGUACAUCAGAGCUAAAGAUAACACCUGACCACCUGGAGCUCUGCUAUAGAAGCCCCGCAGACCAGCAGUCCUAUAUUGAGCUCUACAUGACGGAUAUGGAGGAGGAGAUCAAGCUUCACAUGAAAGACAGAAAAGAUGGGAAAUUGGUUUGGAAGACGUUUGUGAGGCCAGGGGACGUUAAAAUUCCUGCAGCAUCCUCCCAAACACUCCCAGCUCGAGGCGAGUCCUUUGUGAAGAAGCACCGGAAGCAGCUCCGUCGUCGAAUGGGAGUGAUCUAUCCCAUCCUGGCGCGCUUACGGGACAUAGGGGCAAUGAACAGUGAUGAAGAGGAGGAGGUGCUUAGUAUGCAGAACAAACAAAAGGUGAUGAACGAGGCCUUACUGCAGCUGGUUGAGCGGAAAGGAGCUCGGGCCCAAGAAGAACUCUACCAGAGUCUCAGAGAGACGGACCCUUACCUUGUACAGGACUUGGAACAAUCCAGCUAGGGCCUGGAGAUCCCGCUGACAGCCACCUGUGCUCCUGGCAGCUGCCCCGGCCAGUCUGGGGUGUGAACAUAUUCUUCCCUUUGUUACUUACGCAGCAUCAUAAAGCUGGUGUGAUACGAGGAGCUUUUCAUCACUGUGACCUUUAGGCCACCGCUACCUCUCGCUCUUCCUUGGUCUCUCAGCAUUUCUUCUUGGGAUCUACCUGCUCUCAUCUUGUCCUACUGACAGUCUGGGGGAGCAUGUCCUUCUGUCCUCUAGACAAAAUAGGGGUCUUAGGCUCCUGGCCGUUAGUACCUUGUAGACCCCUUUGUGCAAGGUUUCUGCAUGUUUUCUCCUCAGAGACUGAAGAAGGGGUUGCAUCUUUCCAAACAUACAGCCGAUCUCUCAGUUAACCAAGCUUUAUUUGGAAUGAAAGAGAGGAACAUUUUUAAAUAAAUCAUUUUUUCUCAUA